This is a messenger RNA of Perkinsus marinus ATCC 50983, 1917 nucleotides long. Its product is annotated as Leucine aminopeptidase, putative. Gene Ontology annotation, molecular function: manganese ion binding; metalloaminopeptidase activity. The transcript is spliced from 6 exons. NCBI's taxonomy places the organism in Eukaryota, Perkinsozoa, Perkinsida, Perkinsidae. Gene Ontology annotation, cellular component: cytoplasm. The coding region runs from base 1 to 1917 and encodes 638 amino acids. The record is from RefSeq and is a predicted model, not a curated record. Gene Ontology annotation, biological process: proteolysis.
AUGUCCGACGUUGACACUCUUAUCCACCAGAUUACUGAUGACCCUACAGUUAUCGGCUAUGUUGUGCUCAAUUCGGACGGGAUUCCGGUUAAGCAACAUGAGCGAAUGCCCUAUGAGAAAGCGGUGAUGUAUGCGCAGCUGGUUUCUGAGUUCUAUAUAAAGGCGAAAGAUUGCAUGCGAGAUUUGUUACAGUCGGGGCCUCCUAGGGGAGCUGGGAUGGCGGCUAUUGGUUAUGCGGGAAGUAGCAACGACUCGGAGUUGACUAACUUCAGGAUGAGGACUAAGGAAGGGACGGAGAUUAUCGCUGUUGCUAAUACGGAGUAUAUUCUGAUUAACGAAGGAGCGAAAUUUCGAGGGUCUGUGGACUACUCGCGAGAAAUCGCGAAAAUUGACGACGUUGUGUUUGGAAGUCGCAAGAAGAUUGAGUUUGGUGGUGACACUUCUGGGGAGGUUGACACGGCGUGUGUGGUGGGCCAAAUGGGCGCGUUGAAGGGGUUCUUGCCGGUCGCCCCUACUAUGGUGAAAUCUCAUCUCGAGAGGUUUAUUGAGGCUCAGGAUAGGGAGAAAGGUUCUCUUCUGUCGAGUACGGUGUCACUGGAGCCCCGUAGUGGUGAUGGAAAAUUUACUAAAGUUGUAGUGCUGAAAGUUCCCGAGGAAUUUUCGAGAUUUACGAACUCGGCGAGAGCGGAUAAAGUGACGAAAAUGUUGGGCGAAAGUGGUAGUAUGUGCGGUGGGGGAACGACAAGGGUGUUUGCGGACGCUGAAAAAGAGGAGGAUUUGAUCGCGUGUGGCUUGGCAGUAGCUCGAGCGGCUCCUUUGUAUGGGGGGACUAGUGGGAAGGUCAGUACUACGUUGUGGAGUAAAAUGUGUGGUGAAAUUCCCAUUGGGAUGAGGGAAAAAAUUGCAAUUGUGGGAGAGAAUAUUCGAAGUGCGGCUGCUUUGGUGGAUCUGCCUCCAAAUUGCGUAAAUCCAAUUACGUUCGCGUCGGUGUGUGAGAAGAUAGCGUGUGAGCUGAAGAGGUCUGGGCAUGAUGUUAGAUGUGAAAUAAUCGAGGGCAAGCAACUUGGCGAGAAAAAAUUUGGGGGGAUCUGGAACGUGGGAAAGGGGUCUGCGGAGAGCCCACCGGUGUUGUUGAGACUUUCGUGGUAUCCCGACGGAGCGAAAGAAGGUGACUCGAGUACAGUGUUGGUGGGGAAGGGAGUGACCUUUGAUUCGGGCGGACUUUCACUGAAGAGCUCUGAGAAUAUGCGGGGAAUGAAAACGGAUAUGGGAGGUGCUGCUGGUUUAUUGGGAGCGUUCAUUUCUGCGGUUGAAUGUAAUGGAAAUAACGGCAAGCCUUUGCAUCUCGUCGAGUGCCUCGCUGAGAACGCCGUCGGGCCUUUUUCAUAUAGAGUUGAUGACGUUAUUUCGAUGUACUCUGGUCUCAGCGUAGAGAUCAACAACACUGAUGCUGAGGGACGGCUCCUACUUGCUGAUGGGGUGGCCUAUGCUGCUAGGCAUUUGAAUCCAGAGGUCGUUAUUGAUAUGGCAACUCUCACGGGCGCGUCGGGUUAUGCUACGGGCCAUCUGCACGCGGCGAUUGCCUCCAAUGAUGAGGAGUUGGAAAAGAGGGCGGUGGUUUCUGGGAGGAGGACGGGAGAUUUGGUUCAUCCGCUCAUUUUCUGUCCGGAACUACACAAAGAUCAAUUCAAAAGCGAAGUUGCUGAUCUCACGAAUUCAGUGAAAACGAGGACGGACGCGCCAGUGUCAGCAGCGGGUUGGUUUGUGUAUGAGAAUCUUAGAGCGGCUUGCGAGGGAGGAAGCGUGCCGUCGUUUUUGCAUAUCGAUAUGGCCUUCCCGGUUACGUGGAAAGAGGGUCGCGCUAGUGGAUAUGGCGUGGGCCUUGUUGCUGAUAUGCUUGGUGUUUUUGAUGAGUAA